This is a messenger RNA of Stegastes partitus (bicolor damselfish), 3250 nucleotides long. It is a transcript of the gene nsun4, whose product is annotated as NOP2/Sun RNA methyltransferase 4. The record is from RefSeq and is a predicted model, not a curated record. The transcript is spliced from 8 exons. Gene Ontology annotation, molecular function: RNA methyltransferase activity. Lineage: Eukaryota; Metazoa; Chordata; Actinopteri; Pomacentridae. Gene Ontology annotation, cellular component: mitochondrial large ribosomal subunit. The coding region runs from base 1 to 1203 and encodes 400 amino acids. Gene Ontology annotation, biological process: rRNA methylation.
AUGGCGCUGUUCAUGGACAGCAGGCUGAUAUUAAGAAGAGUUACAGAUUUAAGGUGUUUGACGCCCAGAAGACACCGAGUCAAAGAAAAAUGGGCUGCUACACGAGCCAAACUCCCUCCGACCAGGCUGGCCCUGCAGCACUUCGAUGCCACCUACGGCGUCCAGCUGGGCCCGCUGUGGCCAUCGGUCCGAGUUGCCAUGCUGUCAGAGAGAAAGUACGGAGCCCUGCUCAACAAUUUCUCUUAUGAUGCCGUUCAGGCAGACCUCCAAGCCCAGGGGUGCAGAGACUUCAUCAGCAACAGGGUGGAGGAGGAGGAGGAGGAGGAGGCUCAGCCACACUUGGAGCAAAAAUCUGAGGUUGAAGCCCAGGAGAGUUCCAAUGAUGUUUCCAUGAAGAUGUUUGAUGGUCAGCAGAUGAAUCUAAGCCCAAAUAUCAAGUGCUUGGUGUUUCCAAGAGGGGAUGUUACACGAUUCAAGUCAGCGAGACCAGACACUCACGGUCUGCUGAGUUACUACCUGAUGGACGCAGCAUCUGUGUUGCCUUGUCUCGCGCUGGAUGUUCAAGAAGGUCACAGCGUGCUUGACCUCUGCGCUGCUCCAGGAGGCAAGACUCUGUCGUUACUUCAGACCCAAACUAUCAGGUUCUUGUGUGUGAAUGACAUGUCAGUGUCUCGAACACGGCGACUAAGGAAGGUCCUCCAUAGCUACGUACCUAAGCAGUUUUUGACAGAUGAGAAUCUGCGCGUCACCUCCUUUGACGGCACCAAAUGGGGGGAAAUCGAAACGAACACCUUUGACAGAGUCCUUGUGGACGCUCCCUGCACCACAGACAGACAUUCACUCAUGGAGGAUGACAACAAUAUAUUCAAUAAGAUCAGGGUCGGUGAGAGACGAAGGCUGCCGCAGCUACAGCUGGACCUGCUGCUAGCGGGAAUCCAAGCAGCUUGUCCAGGCGGGGAGAUCCUUUACUCCACCUGCACGCUCUCUCAGAACCAGAACCAGGGUGUGGUUGAACAGGCCGUCUGCCUCGCUCGAGAGAACCACGGCAUCCAUCUGCAGGCUGUCAGUCUGCGACCCCUCAUACGAAUGUUUAGGAACACCUUUCACUUCGCUCCAGACCUCCACCUGGGUGAGAUGGUCAUCCCACACUUGGCUGCUAAUUUCGGACCUAUUUACAUGUGCAAGCUGAAGAGACUCUCCUAGACGGAGGACUGUUCUCCUGAAAGCUUGUGAACAAACUUGUGGAUCGUUAUCCUCGUGGACUAUUGCGUGAUUCUCCAGCAGAUGAUGGACUCGACUCCUGACUUAUUUUAACCUCAGAAAUUAAGGAUCCUGUUGAUGCAUCUGGACUUUUCCAUCAUAACCGUGGAUCCACUGGACAGCGCUGAACGUUACAGAACUCUCACAAACCAACAAGAACGCCAGCGUUGCAAUGUGUGCUUUACUUGCAGUUCCAUUUUUGCCCCAUAGGUGUCAACAGAACAUAAAGAGUCAAGGUGUCCUGUGUCUUCUGUGCCCACUAGGGGGCACUAAGCCUAGAUGUGUGAAGGUUGCAGGAGCCAGUAUAUACGUCCUCAGAUGCACAGAGAUGCUAUUCCCGGUUUGGGAGUGACAUUAGUGAAACACACAUUUCCAUCAGAAUUACCUGCUUCUCUUUAACUCUGCUAUGAAAAUGAGUUUGUCUUGUUCUGUGGUUAUUCAUCAGGUUUGAUGGCUUUGCCUAAUAAUGCGAUAUGAGCAAGGAGGCCAUAAUGAACAGGCAGGUAAUGGCUUAUUUGACCAUUUGGCUUGUCACAUCUGAAUCUGUGCAACUUUCAUUACUACAGCUGGAUUGACUCCGUUUUGCAUUGACGUCGCUCAGAGGUGAAGCGUUUCCUCUUAUCGCAGCCUAAUGGGAGCGCAGAGGUGCCUCUUUUUCCAUCACACCGCCGAUGACCCUUUAUGUUGUCCUGGUCAGGCAAUGUAGCGUGAAAAAGGUGUGUGUCUGUGUGUGUGCGUAUACGUAGAUAUAUAUGUAUGUAUGUAUGUGUGUGUGUGUGUGUGCGUCUAACGAGUCCACCAUCCACAUCCCACCGUCAUUAAGCUGCUCCAAGUGCCGGAGCUCUCUCCCAUCCCCGUGCAGGGAUGGACGGCAGCCAUGCGACUCCCAGAUGAACAUUAAAGAGGCAGCAGAGAGCUAAAAUGGGACGACGCGCCCUGUUUUGCCCCUCCGCUUUUUUAUUCCACAGAUGAGUGCAGAUAAUUUCCUGUGCGAUUGUGAGUGAUUACUGUAUUACUGCGGUAAAAGGGGGAUGUAUCGGGGAAUGCAGAGGGAAUUAAUGACACAUAAAAACUAUUUUUGUAUUGACUGCGUUCGUCCCCAGGGCCCUGAAUGCCUCUUCGCAUAUCUUGUGAUUACCUAAACGUAUUGUAAAUAUGUGUUUCCUAUGGGCUCUUACAUAAAUUUACAUGUUUUAACACUCAGGAGACGGCAGACUGUUAGAGAUGAGUUACUCUCUAUUCUGCUGUCUGUAGACUCGACUGGCUGCCUGCUUUAUUAUUGAAUUAGCCAAUGAAGCGCUGUGCAUUUGUGUCCCUGUGUGUAAGCCUGUGUUAGGGAGACAUGCUGUGUAUUAGAAAGAUGGAUAUUAUGGAUUUAACUACACAACCGUGCUUCUGUUGUGUCUCCAAAUACAAUUUAAAUGUUGCGUUUUUUUGCUAAUAAACAUGCAAAACACUGUAAUAGGCUCGUGUUUUCACCUUGUACUACACGAGCAAGCGAAUGAAUGAUCUCGUAUAGGUUAUUAUCGGAGUCCAUAUAUUGUAACGGAGCACCUGCAGCUGGUUGUUAAAUAGUUUAAUGACUCAGUGUUCAUGUCCUCAGCAGUUCAAGGUGAACCGUAAGAUGUCUGUAUGGAGACUAGCUGGCGAGUCUUAAAGCAGACGCUGCUGCUGUUCCUGUUGCGGUGUUUUGAGCCCAGAGGUGGAGAUCAGAUCAGAGUCCACGGUGGUGCUGGGAGAGCAGAUCUCAGCAGUGGAGGGGGUCUUUGUUGCAGACUGAGGCCGGCUUUCUGCUGCUCAUAGCCACAGGGGGGAUCAGACAUGCGGUGUUAUGUGUUCUCUUCAGAUUACAGCUAUUACUGUCCUUCUUUUAUAAACUUCUGAAGCUAAUUUCUAUUUGGGUGUUCGUGAAGGAUCACUGAUAACACUCUACUGGACUUGUACAUCACACUGAACUGAACAGGCCGCUUUACCUUUUGUCAUAAUUCUA